UCAUUCCUUUCGAUUCACUCGCGUGUAAUUGCGAUAAUAAUAACCUCUACCAAAUUAUUUCAAUUUCAAUUAUUAAUUGCAUAUUAUUGAGGAUUGGGGGAAGUACGAAGGAAAUUUUUUGGUGGCCAUGGCAUCUUUUUUGAAGUUGAGACAAGUCCUGAGGGCUGACAUCCUCCAGAAGAUUUCAGUGAGGAAUUUAUCUCGAGGAAGUGUUUUAUUCGAAGAAGAGGAUGAGGGUAAUGAGGUGAGCGAGAGUCCAGAGGGUAAGAGUGAAAAUAUUCAUCCUUCCAAGGAUCGGAGGAAACCGAUGCCCGUGGAGACGAGCAUUCGAUAUUUAGCCAGUGAAGCAUACAAGGAGACUUAUGGUUCAGCCCCGGUGUGGAAGCCGUACAGGAGGAACCACAAGGGCGCAUUUCCCCCCCAGAAGACGAGGAAAACUUGCAUCAGGCAGGGAAUAAUCACAACCGGAAACGCCUGUCCCAUCUGCAGGGACGAAUACCUAGUGCUGGACCACAGGAACACUUCUCUCCUGAAUCAAUUCAUCUCUGAAUUCAAUGGGGAAAUAAUAAGUUAUAAAAAAACAGGAAUUUGUCAGAAGCAACACAAACAACUCCUGAUAGCUGUCCACAGAGCCAAGGACUACGGAACAAUAACAUUCGACGUUCCACAGAGAAAAUACAAUUACUCAGACUGGUACAAGCCAGAUGCAUCCUCAAAAUCCCCCGAAUUAUCCCCCAAAACAAUUCAGGAACACUCAUAAUUUAAUUA
Molecule: messenger RNA, 768 nt
Organism: Fopius arisanus
Lineage: Eukaryota; Metazoa; Arthropoda; Insecta; Hymenoptera; Braconidae
Gene: mRpS18B
Product: mitochondrial ribosomal protein S18B
Exons: 2
Coding region: 128-760 (210 amino acids)
Biological process (GO): mitochondrial translation
Cellular component (GO): mitochondrion; ribosome
Molecular function (GO): structural constituent of ribosome
Source: RefSeq, a predicted model, not a curated record